GGAAAUGUUUUAAGUAGACUAAGAAACUCUUAGCUAACACCAAUAAAAUACCCUUGGGAAGUGGUCAAGAUAGGGGAAAAAGCUAAGCAUGUGUUUGGUUCCGAAGUGGUAGGUGUAAAUCCAUCACAAAUUUUUAUGGAGUUUGAUUCGGGGGGCAACUAGGACGGGCUCGUUCUGCUUGGCAUCUUCGCGAGCGCAAGGCGCUGGGGCUCGGGAGUGAUGGUAGUUUGCUGCAUCUAUGCGUGUGACGGUCAAAGGGAUCUUCAGCACCACAUCUUGCUAAAAGCAUAUUACCACAAACCAACAUUUUUUAGGAUAACAUAAUGCCAAUAUGCAGCUUUUAACAUUCAUGUCACUAGUACUCGAGUGUGCGUAGCAUCUUCAUUUUCUUUUACAACAAAGUUGUACAGUAACACGCGCCACAAUGCAAUUUCUGUCAUCACCACGCCUCAAAACCAUUGAGUGGUUCGUCUUGGAUUCAAACGCCUCAAAAUUUAAACGUGUUUGAAAUGCUAGUGAAUUUUCGCCACGAAUGCAUUUCUCGUUGUUUGGUUGAUGCGACAUCUCUCGCAGUCCUACACAAGACAUCCAGCCUCUUCAGCCGGCUUAUCGGCCACCAAACAGUAUUUUUCUCUCACAAUAAAUCAGCCGUUUCAUCUUUUCAGCCGGCUUAUAAGUUCAGCCGAACUGGUAUUUUUUUGCUACGUUUAUAAAUGGCACUGGCAUUCACCCCCUGCCUUGACGCCUCCUUCGUCAAGUCAACGCGCGCGUCCAACAAAGACCCAGCAGGCAGCUCCCUUCCUCCCUCUCCCUCCUCAGUCAUCACCACCCGAAUCCCAGAAGGACAUCGCCGGCGAUGGGGAAGCUCGACGACUGCUGGGCCGAGUGCUGCUACAAGUGGGACGAGUGGAAGUACUGCCUGGCCUGCCUCGGCAUCGUGGCCGGUGUCGUCCUCUUCGCCGUGCUCCUCGCCGCGUUCGGCUUCGUCCGCCGCGUCUCCGUCUCCGUCGACGAGGCCUCGCUGACGCGCUUCGAGCUGUCGACGACGGCCUCGCCGGCGACGUCGCUGGCCUACAACCUCACCCUGACCCUGGUGAUCCGCAACCCGAACUGGGCGAUGAACCUCAAGAACACCAAGCCGCUGGAGGCGUUCUACAAGUUCGACGACCAGGUUUUCGACCGGUUCGAGCUCGCCGGGAAGGGCGAGAAGCACCCCGCCGGGAAGACCCGGGUGUACCACCUCGCCGCGGGGGCGACGAGGUUCGUCGCGACCCUCGGGAACGCCGGCGAGGCCGAGUUCCGGAAGGAGAACGCGACGGGGGUCUUCCAGGUGGAGGUGGCGGUCGCCGGGGAGGUCCGGUACACCGCGCGCUACACCAAGUGCAAGGUCGAGGCGUCGUGCCCGCUCAAGCUGCAGCUCGCGCCGCCCGGGACGGCCGCCUCCGCCGCCGUCGUGUUCCAGAGGGUCAAGUGCAAGCUCGCGCCGCCGGAGAAGAACUGCUAGAUCGAGUCCGUUUUGUGUGGACUGUGGGCGUGUGUGUGUGUGUUGUGUGUUGGGUGGCGAUGGAAUGAUUUGGUUCCUUUUGAUAUUGCUUUGGCAUUUUUUUUAUGUCUGCAAUUGUCCCGGAAAGGGAAUUGUUUGAACUCGGUCUUGUAUUGUAUACAUAUAUAUCCAUCUUUUUUUUAUGUUUGUU
Molecule: messenger RNA, 1694 nt
Organism: Setaria italica (foxtail millet)
Lineage: Eukaryota; Viridiplantae; Streptophyta; Magnoliopsida; Poales; Poaceae
Product: NDR1/HIN1-like protein 10
Exons: 1
Coding region: 857-1504 (215 amino acids)
Biological process (GO): defense response to other organism
Source: RefSeq, a predicted model, not a curated record